Messenger RNA from Lethenteron reissneri (Far Eastern brook lamprey), 6283 nucleotides. It is a transcript of the gene SARDH, whose product is annotated as sarcosine dehydrogenase. Gene Ontology annotation, cellular component: mitochondrion. The record is from RefSeq and is a predicted model, not a curated record. Lineage: Eukaryota; Metazoa; Chordata; Hyperoartia; Petromyzontiformes; Petromyzontidae. Gene Ontology annotation, molecular function: protein binding.
GCAUGUCGUACCGGGGGAUCCUCGCCUGUGCUGUGCAAGGAUGAGAGCCACGCGCGCGUUGCUGCUGCUGCGUUUGUCUCGCGGGAGCCGCAUUCUCGGCCUGGCGCGUGUGCAGCGAUGCGGGGAGACGCGGAGCAGCGCGCCUGAGAACCCGCCUCUCUCUCUCUCGGUGCACCACUCAGCACCACCGCCAACUCAGCAGCAGCUGCUGCAACAGCAACAGCGAGUUAUCUAAUUCCUGGCUUCCACCAAUGGUCGCAAAGAGCACGGGGCACUCCCCCCCCCCCCCCCCCCAGCAGCCCCGGGGAGUGGCAUUGGUCUGAAGAGCUCCGUCCUCACUCCCCCGGCUCCCCAGGGUGGUGGUGGUGAUGGUGGUUGUUGUUGUUGUAGUCGUGGACCCCGACGUAUCCACCACCGCUCGCUCCGUGCUGGCAGACGGGCGGGCGAGCGAGCGAGAUUCCAGCACGCAAUCGGUGUGUUCUGCAGACUCGGUGUGCAUGCAGCUGUUUCUCAUGGCCACCUGGUCCACAAGAUUAAGCUCCUGCUCGGCACACUACGCUGGCAGCUCUUAUGCCGGUUGAACUCCACUCAGGGUGCCUCAUGCUCACUGACGUGUGCAGGAUGCACUCCCGUUUGCCGGACUAAUCUGAAAAAAAUCCACAUCUCAGGCCUGUAUUGAGCCUUGGAAGACAGAGGAGGAAAGGUGAGUGGAACAACAGGACGAGAAUCAAGGGAAGAAGCAGAAGACGGAAACAAUUUAAAGUUAGAACAACACAGAAAUACAAGAUAAAGAAAAUGUGCAAUAAUAACUAAAGAAGGUAAGAGAGACAGGGAAACAAGAAUAGAACUAUAAUACAAAUUUAAGUAACCAUUUGGUAGAAGAUUCUAUUAAAUGUAGGAUUAACUGUGAUGCAAGGAAAUGAAAUUAAAAUCUAUAAAAGAAGAUCAAGCAAAUAGAUUUUAACAAAGCACAAGCAGACAAAGAGUCACGAGACAAGAAGAUACCAGGCAAGGUGAGAAGGUAGGAAGAGAGGACGAUCAACAAAAUCAAGCAAUCACGAAACUGGUAAAACAAAAACGGCAUAAAGUAACACGCAGUAACAACACCAAAGAGCUGAACACGUGGCAGGAAAACCAGAGUCUGUGGAGUAAGAGGACUGAUCUGUCGCUGUCACUGACAACGAGGAGAGAUGGCGCAGGUUUGCCGGAUCCUAUCGCGGGCCCCGGGCUCGCUGAGCAGGGGAACGCGUGGCCUGUCCGCGGCGGCCUCGUCGUCAUCAUCGUCGUCGUCAUCGUCGCCACCGUCGGCAGAGAAGGCCGUGCCGUACGCCAAGACGCUGAAGGAGGAGGACGGCGGUGGCGGGGCGAAGGUUCCCGGCGCUCCCAGCAAAGCGCUGCCGCGGCACGCGAGCGUCGUGGUGGUGGGCGGCGGUAGCCUGGGCUGCCAGACGCUCUACCACCUGGCCAAGGCCGGCGUGACGGACGCCGUGCUGCUCGAGAGGGACCGGCUCACGGCCGGCACCACCUGGCACACGGCCGGCUUGCUAUGGCAGCUGCGGCCGAGCGACACGGAGGUGGAGCUGCUGAGGCACACGCGCCGCGUCGUCUCGGAAGACCUGGAGCGCGAGACGGGCCUGCACACCGGCUGGAUCCAGAAUGGGGGGCUCUUCAUCGCCUCCAACCGCCAGCGCCUCGACGAGUACAAGCGCCUCAUGUCUCUGGGCAAGGCGUACGGCAUCGAGUCGCACGUGCUGUCUCCCGCCGACACCAAGGCGCUCUACCCGCUCAUGAACGUUGACGACCUUUACGGGACGCUGUACGUGCCGGGCGACGGCACCAUGGACCCCGCCGGCACGUGCUCCACCCUGGCCCGCGCCGCCACGGCACGCGGAGCCCAGGUGAUAGAGAACUGCGCGGUGACCGGCGUGCGCGUGGAGGAGGACGACAUGGGCGUAGCGAGGGUGCGCGCCGUGGAGACGCAGCACGGCGUCAUCCACACGCCCUGCGUCGUCAACUGUGCCGGGGUGUGGGCAAGGAAGUUGGGACGAAUGGCGGGCGUGAAUGUGCCUCUCUGCGCCAUGCACCACGCGUACGUGGUGACGGAGCGCAUUGAGGGAAUCCAGAACAUGCCCAACGUCCGAGACCACGACGCCUCCGUGUACCUGCGCCUGCAGGGCGACGCGUUGUCCGUGGGGGGCUACGAGUCCAACCCCGUCUUCUGGGAGGAGGUCUCCGACAGCUUCGCGUUCGGACUGUUCGACCUCGACUGGGACGUCUUCGCGCAGCACAUCGAGGGCGCCGUCAACCGCGUGCCCACGCUCGCCAACACCGGCAUCAAGUCCACCGUGUGCGGCCCCGAAUCCUUCACUGCAGACCACAAGCCUCUGCUGGGAGAGUCGCCGGAAGUGCGUGGAUUUUUUCUUGGCUGCGGCUUCAACAGCGCAGGGAUGAUGCUGGGAGGUGGCUGUGGCCAGGAGCUGGCUCACUGGAUCAUUCAUGGACGCCCAGAGAAAGACAUGUUCAGCUACGACAUACGACGUUUCCACGGCUCCAUGACGAAUGACAACCGCUGGAUUCGCGAGCGGAGUCACGAAUCGUAUGCCAAGAACUACUCGGUGGUCUUCCCGCACGACGAGCCGCUGGCCUUCCGCAACGCUCGCCUCGACCCCUUCCACAAGGUGCUGCAGCAGCAAGGCUGCGUGUUCCAAGAGCGCCACGGGUGGGAAAGACCCGGAUGGUUCAACUUGGAAGGAGCCGCUGACGUUCUCCCCUACGACUAUUAUGGCUCCUACGGCCACAAGCCCCACCAGGAUUACAAAUACAAGAGCCUCCUGUCGGACGAGUACACAUUCGACUUCCCUCCCCAUCACCACGUGAUCCGAGACGAGUGUGUGUCGUGCCGGAACGCCGUCGCGGUGUUCAGCAUGUCGUACUUCGGCAAGUUCUACCUCGUGGGCCCCGACGCUCAGAAAGCUGCCGACUGGCUCUUCACAGCUGACGUCUCCAAGCCAGUGGGUGCCACCGUGUACACGUGUCUGCUGAACGCUCGUGGCGGGGUGGAGGGCGACCUCACUGUGAGCCGCGUGGCACCCGGGAAAGGAGACGACCCACUCGCUCCCGAGUUCGAGGGUGACGGCUUCUACCUGGCGGUGGGCGGCGCUGCGGCGCAGCACGCCUGGUCCUACGUGAGCUCCGUGCUGCAGGACGGCGCCUUCAGGUGUCGCCUCGUCGACGCCUCGCCCCGCUUGGGACUCCUCAGCGUGCAGGGCCCUCGCAGCCGGGAAGUCUUGGAAAAGGUUCUGGAUGCUGAUCUCAGCAACGAGAGCUUCCCCUUCUCCACGCACAAGCUCGUCAAGGCGGCUGGGCACGAGGUGCGCGCCAUGCGCGUGUCGUUCGUGGGGGAGCUGGGCUGGGAGCUGCACGUGCCGGCGGCCGCGUGCGGUGCCGUCUACGCGGCGGUGAUGGAGGCCGGGCGGCCCCUGGGCAUCGUCAACGCCGGCUACCGCGCCAUCGACUCGCUCUCCAUCGAGAAGGGCUACCGCCACUGGCACGCCGACCUCCGCACGGACGACUCUCCGCUCGAGGCCGGCCUGGCUUUCACCUGCAAGCUCAAGUCGUCCGUCUCGUUCCUGGGCCGCGGCGCGCUGGAGGAGCAGCGCCGGCGUGGGCUGGCCAAGCGCAUCGCCUGCUUCACCAUCGACGAGCGCGUGCCACUGCUGGGUCUCGAGGCGGUCUGGAGGGACGGCCGCGCCGUGGGGCACGUGCGGCGAGCCGACUUCGGCUUCCACAUCGACCGCAGCCUCGCGUACGGGUACGUGCAGGACCCCGCGGGCAUCGCUGUGACCACAGACUUCCUGCGCAACGGGGACUAUGCCAUCGAGAGGAUGGGCGUCAAAUACCCGGCCAAGUUGCACCUCAAGUCUCCCUUCGACCCCGAAAACAAGCGCGUGCGCGGGAAUUACGAGUGACGCGCGCCGCUCACACCGCGCCCACCGCUGCCACCAGCAGUCGCUCAUCUCGAAGCGUCGCCCGUGACGUACGGCCUACACAAAGCGCGAUCGCUAAGGCCUGCGGCGAUUUGCCCCCUCGGCCCCGCCCGCACGGCUAGACAAAUUGUCGCAAUUCACGUUGCAAUUCUAUUCGAGAAUCAAUGGUUUUCCAUCUCAAUCUUAGCGAGGCGUUUGUAUUUUACGUAUCGUGCCUUCAGCCUGUGCUGUCUGCCUCGUUUGCUCCAUUCAAUCUCAUCGUAGCCCUUGUUUCCCUAAAUCCCAGCUCCGAGAAUGUUGAAUAUCGGUUUGACCGUCGUGCGACGAACAUCACUUUCAUAUGCAGAGCGAGUGGGAAAAUGGUGCCCUCUGCUAUGUGUAGACCAUUGGUCGGUUGAAGGGUUGAAGCGGGUCUCAGAGGUUGCUCUGUAGUGUCCGCGUCUGUGGGCCGUUCUCCAACACCAAGGGUUAACCACACUGCCCUGCGAGAGAUCUGAAAGGAUGCCUCGUAAAAUUCUGGAUAAAGUUGAAGGAUAUGACAAGAAAAAUAACAUUAGCGUAUAACUAGCACGAAUCGUAAGUAGUUGGUUCACACGCGUAUGAAAAAACUAGAACAGACUCACAUUGACGAGUCGAUGAAUCUUUACUGCAAAGCAGGCUGGAUAUUUGCUAAUAUGGAGAACGGUGAGCUGUGAGCUGUUAGUCAGUGGGCCAGAGCAGCGGAAAUGUGUACCACAUAGGCAAUAAUAAUCAAUAAGAAAGGUUUUUAGGUUAGAUCGCAUAAAUAUAAAUGUGCCGUUAAUCCACCACCACCCGACACAGGGAAUUAGUAAGGUGCGUCACAUGAACAAAACGUGCUACUACAUACCUGUCAACCCCUAAUCAGUGCCCUACCUUAUUAUAGACCAAUUCAGACCUUAUUGGUCACCCCGUGCCCUUACACAUCUCAACGUUCAUCCUACAAAGACCCAUCACCACAAGGGAGAAACACAAUAAAUAGACAAAAAAAGAUUUGCCCGUAUUGAAACGGCUGUACGCCGUAUGAACCUGAAAAAUCAAUUUCACCUGUCCAAUAAUACGGAUAAACCGUAUGGGUUGACAGGUACACAGUUAGUUACUACUUCAACACAGCAGUGUGUUGACGAGUAACCUCACAACACUUAUAAUUAAGGACAACAUAGAUAAGAAACCUUUGUCGCAUCGAUUUAUUUCUGUAACUAAUACAAAUGAAUUACUUGAUAACCCGAUUCAUUUCAAGAGGCUUUUUGGGAUAGAUCGCGUAAAUAUAAAUGUGUCGUUAAACCCGCCACCACCCGACACAGCCAACUAGUAAGGGUUGUCACGUAAACAGAACGUGCCAAUUCAUUACUAGUACAGCACUAACCGGUGUUAUGACGGCGAUAAGACACAAAGUGAGUGCUGUGUCGCUGGUGGAGUCUUUGAGACCGACAGGGGAAGUUUCCUUCAUUUCGCUCUCACUUAAGAUAUUCUACAACGAAAAGUGUGGAGUUUGCCUUGAAAUCACCCUGGUAACAAAAUGGCGCUUUUCGUGUCUGUGGUUGGGUUCCAUUUCCCGCGCCGUACUUCCGUCAUCGUGGAAUCGACCCGAAUGUGCGAAUCGUAAAUAAAUCCUGCGCUUGUUGCUGUCAGCCGGUAACGUCUCAUUGCUGGGACAAGGCCUCACAUUCCUUCCUUACCCCAGUUGCUCCUGUCCAGGGCGCCACGAUGGCGAGAUGUUAACUCCCUCGCCUGGUGUACAGGAGGUCGCGGGCUCGAUCCCGACCCUAGCGCCUGCUGCUGUAUACUUGGAGUUUACGUGUCUCUCUCGCCAUGGUCACAUGGAUUUUCUCCAGGUCCUCCGGUUUUUACAUCCACAAUUAAAGUAUUUGUGGCUGCAAUACAUUUCCACGUAUUAAUCCGCUUUAUUGAGCUAUCAUUUGUGGCGAGGUCCGCUUCUGAAAAAGAGCUACAUAGCUCAGUGGGCCUUACCUUGUAAAAUAAAAAUAGUUUACUUUUUAGCGGCCUCCCAACUCUACGGUCCUGUCUCGUUGCUACCGUCUCUUCUGCGGUCUCUCUCGGCUCGGCUUGCCCUUCUCUCGCGGGCUCCGCUCGUUUGUUAAUUCCGUUUCUCAUCUCUCGUCGGGUUAUUCUCGUGCGUAAUUCUGCCCCAUCUCCACUUGAUUUCUUCAGGUUUAAUUCUCAGCAACAUUUACUUACUCAUAACGUACUAAUUUCCGUAGGUCAUUGGCUUCUUUUAUGCGUGUAUCGUGAACGUGUGAUUACAUAAAAUAUUAUGU